GGCGAGAGAGAUGGGUGUAGAAGUAGAUGAAUGCGGAAGCAAUGAGGCUCAAAAUCCAGAGUUGAGUGUUUCCAAUUUCCAUCUCUUUGUCAAAUUCUCAAACUCCAUUGACACUCCUCUGCACAUUUUUUACAUAACUUCUCCGCUUCUCUCUCCCAAUCCCAAACGCCAUCUUCAUCUAUAAAUUACUCCUUUUUUAAGUUAACUACGAUUCUCCUUUUCUUCUCAUUUCCAUUUACUUCCAGGUCUAACUGAAGUGCUCGUGUGAUGCAAAGUACAUGUUUCAGAAUCUUUCUUCGUUAUUUUUGAGUUAGAUGAGGACUUUUCCUAUGUGCUUUUCAAUCUUGCAAAUCCCCAGAUGCAGAAUUCACACCUUAGCUAACUUUUGGCAGGAAAGCUUUCACAGCUUACAACAUAGGACAUGUAGAAACAAUUCUAGCUUUAGGUUGCUAGGUUCCAAAGCCAAUGGGCCUGAAGGAGGAUACAGCAGACGAUGGAUUAGAAGACCUAUAAGUACAAAAACAGAAGGAACAAAUAAAAUCACUCGAAAUAGCAGUAAAUCAACCAGUAUCAGACAUGAAAUUUUAGAUGAAACAGUUUCAACUAGUGUGAAUGUAAAGAAAAAUGAGUUAUGCGAACUCCGAAAAACUCAAUACUGUGACAUCCAACGAAAGAUUCUUGAGACCGAUGAUUUGGCCAAGCUUGUGACAGUUAUUGUCUUUGAUCUUGAGACUACUGGCUUUAGUAGAGAGAAUGAGCGAAUUAUCGAGAUUGCACUACAAGAUCUUCAGGGAGGUGAAAACAGCACUUUUCAGACACUAGUAAAUCCUGAUCGGUAUGUUCCUAAUUCAAGUGUUCAUGGCAUUACAACCCAUAUGGUCUGCAGACCUGGCAUUCCAAGGAUGGAAGAGCUGAUACCUAUAUUACUUGAGUAUAUCAGAAGCCGUCAAAAACCUGGUGGCUAUGUACUGUUGGUGGCUCACAAUGCUCGAACUUUCGAUGUACCUUUUCUGACUAAUGAAUUUAAUAGAUGUGGUGUUGAUAUUCCUUCUAAUUGGCUAUUUGUGGACACAGUUCCUUUAGCACGCGAAUGGAUGAAGUCUGAAGGAUUCAAAAUUUCUUCAAGAGUAUCUCUGGCAGUCCUUCGCGAUACAUUUGGAAUUAAGUUGACUGGAUCAGCUCACCGAGCAAUGUCGGAUGUGAACACAUUAUCAUUAGUUUUUCAGAGGCUGACUUUCGACCUGAAAUUGACACUUGAUAGCUUAGUAGCAAAGUCGUUCACAGCCUCAGAUUUGACCAAUGUAAAGAAGAAGAAUUCAAGCUAGUUUAAAGUUGUAAUAUGUUCAUUGUAACUUGUAACUCAUUCUUUGUCAAAAUAAGCUCAAGCCAUUAUUUUUAA
Hevea brasiliensis (rubber tree) is the source of this 1399-nucleotide messenger RNA. RefSeq names its product exonuclease DPD1, chloroplastic/mitochondrial. Lineage: Eukaryota; Viridiplantae; Streptophyta; Magnoliopsida; Malpighiales; Euphorbiaceae. Gene Ontology annotation, molecular function: 3'-5'-DNA exonuclease activity; nucleic acid binding. The coding region runs from base 315 to 1325 and encodes 336 amino acids. Gene Ontology annotation, biological process: DNA catabolic process. Gene Ontology annotation, cellular component: cytoplasm. The transcript is spliced from 4 exons. The record is from RefSeq and is a predicted model, not a curated record.